Messenger RNA from Zophobas morio, 927 nucleotides. RefSeq names its product alpha-tocopherol transfer protein-like. The transcript has 4 exons. The record is from RefSeq and is a predicted model, not a curated record. NCBI's taxonomy places the organism in Eukaryota, Metazoa, Arthropoda, Insecta, Coleoptera, Tenebrionidae. Bases 14 to 904 code for a protein of 296 amino acids. Gene Ontology annotation, cellular component: membrane. Gene Ontology annotation, molecular function: phosphatidylinositol bisphosphate binding.
UUCCACUAGUACGAUGUCGCACCAAGACAACAACUACAACCUGGAUUUAAAGCCACCGUCGCCCGAAAUCCUCCAAUGGGCUAAAGAAAACAUAGGUGAAGACCCGGAAACCAGGAACGAGGUUAUUUCAAAACUAAGAAACAUCAUUUUUGAGAGACAGGAAUGCACACCGCAUCGUACCGACGACGUGUUCCUUCUUCGUUUCUUGAGGUCUUGUAAAUUCGACCCGGAAGCUACCCACUCUUUGAUCGUAGAGUACUACAACUUUAAGAAAAACAAUCCGCAGUUUUUUGUGAACGUGAAUCUGGAAAAAUUGACUGGGUUGUUAACCGAUGGGGUUAUUUCAACGCCACCGUACUACGAAGGGUCCGGCAGGAGAAUGGUGAUCCACAGAAUGGGUAAAUGGGAUCCGGAAAAGUACUCUUUGGAUGAAGUUUAUCAAUUCAAUAUAGCUAUAAUGGAAAUGGGGAUACUGGAACCACAGGGACAAAUUCUAGGCAGCAUUGCCAUCUUCGACUUUGAGGAUUAUUCUCUUCAGCAGGCGUGGUACUUCACACCCAGCUACGCCUACAAAUCAAUACAAAUCCUGACGAAAGCAUUCCCUAUGAAGGUCCACGCCAUACAUAUCGUCAACGAGUCUUACAUUUUUGACAUUAUAUUCAACGUGGUCAAACCUUUCUUGAGUACCUCGGUUCUGGAAAAAAUAUUUUUCCAUGGAAGCGAUUUGGAAAGUCUUCACAAGCACAUAGCACCUGAGUAUUUACCCCCUAGGUAUGGAGGGACACGACCUCAACACAGCAUCGAGAACUGGAUUUCCAUCUGGAGAAACAAUCAAGUCGUUUUUCAAGAAUUGAAAGAUCUUGGAUACGAAUUCUCCGAAAAUGAAGACGCUAAUGAUGUUUAAAUAAGUUAGUUGGGUCAAUAAAG